Erythranthe guttata (spotted monkey flower) is the source of this 1515-nucleotide messenger RNA. RefSeq names its product RING/U-box superfamily protein. Gene Ontology annotation, biological process: protein ubiquitination. Gene Ontology annotation, molecular function: ubiquitin protein ligase activity. Lineage: Eukaryota; Viridiplantae; Streptophyta; Magnoliopsida; Lamiales; Phrymaceae. Gene Ontology annotation, cellular component: cytoplasm. The record is from RefSeq and is a predicted model, not a curated record.
AUUGGUGAUAAUUUAGGAGUAAAACGUUGAAGGUCAAAAUCAACGUCUUCCAAACGGACAGUGACUAAACGUUGGACCUAACCCCACUAUAGUUAUUAGCUACCUAGCUCUUCCUCAAUUUUCCCCCAAAUCCAAUUUCCCACGUUUAAAUCCCUAAUCCCAGAUCCCGACCCACCGCCACCGCCGCCGUCGCCGUCGCCGCCGCCGCGCCAUGUCAGCCUCCCCAUCCACCGCGGUUCCCCGCCUCUUCUACCACCCAGCCUAUUGGUGCCACUCGUGCGACAUGAGCAUCGGCCUACCCCCCUCCCCCACCCCAACCGCCCUCCUCUGCCCCCACUGCCACCGCGACUCCCUCGAGCAGAUGGAUAUGGAGGAUUCCAUCACCACCCCACCCUCCCCCGCCCCCAGAAACCCCUUCCCCGUCGACCACCACACCUCCGCCUCCGCCUUAACCCCGCCCGACGACAACUUCCUCCUCACCAGCCCCUACCUCAGCCGCCUCAUCGAUUAUCUCGCCGCCACCACCUCCGCCGCCGCCGCUGCCGCCAAUCCGAGAUCCGACCCGGCCCCCAAAUCCUCGAUCGAGUCCUUGCAGGAGGUCACAAUCACCGCCGACAGCGACCCCACCCUGCUCUGCCCGGUGUGCAAGGACCCGUUCGUGGCGGACUCUGUCGCGAAAUUGAUGCCGUGCAAGCACAGCUACCACUCCGAUUGCAUUGUGCCGUGGCUCGAGAUCAAUAAUUCGUGCCCCGUGUGCCGAUUCAAGCUGCCCAGGGGUGAGGCGGAGGCGGCGAAUGGGGCCGCGGAGGGGUACGCGAGGUCUUUUACGCUCGAAGAAUUAGUCGACGACGAGUCGGAUUUGUACGGGUUUAGGAACAGCCUUAGGAAUAUCGCGAGGAGGCAUCGGUGGAACGAUGAGGGGAACAUUGGAAGUGGGAGUGAGGGGAAUUUGUUUUCUCCUACACAAAUUGGGGAGGUGGAGAGAGGAGAUGGGGUUUUAGAGAGAGAAAACAGUGUGGAGACCGUGUCGAGUUGGCCGAGGUGGCAGGUUGAAGAGAGAGGUGUCGGUGGCGGUGGCGGUGGCGGAGGUGGCAGAGGAAAUGAUGAUAUUGAUGCAUUUGGUAGGAGUUGAUUGUGUCCUUGUGCGGUGUUGAAUUGGAUUCUGUUCCGUUUUUUGGCAGAACCCGAGGUGAUGUAUAUUUUCCUAGGACGAACUGGCCGUUUUAUCGUCGGUAAUGGUGCGGUUAAGUGUAAUUAGCCAUGAAUUAUUGAGCUUAUGUUUAUAAUAAUAAAAAGAAAGUGUGACGCUCUUGCCCUUCUCUUCUUUCCUUCCCUUCGGUGCUCCGUUUUUCUAGAGGAAAAUGUAAUCGGUGCUCGUAAUUUUAUUCGAAAACUUUAUGUUGCAAAUUUUGGUGUAUAGUAAACCAAAUGAUUUGUUGUAUCUUAAGAACUUUUCUUUGAGUUGUGAUUGAAGAUUGGCUUUCUUUUUUGUUAUAACCAAAACAAUUUGCUCGA